Molecule: messenger RNA, 356 nt
Organism: Myotis lucifugus (little brown bat)
Lineage: Eukaryota; Metazoa; Chordata; Mammalia; Chiroptera; Vespertilionidae
Product: non-histone chromosomal protein HMG-17-like
Exons: 2
Coding region: 1-294 (97 amino acids)
Biological process (GO): chromatin organization
Cellular component (GO): nucleus; chromatin
Molecular function (GO): nucleosomal DNA binding
Source: RefSeq, a predicted model, not a curated record
AUGACACGGCUCUGCAAACUGGGGCAACAGAGAAAGGCUGAAGGGGAUGCUAAAGGAGAUAAAGCCAAGGUGAAGGACAAACCACAGAGACGAUCCGCCCGGUUAUCAGCUAUACCUGCUCCUCCAAAGCCAGAGCCCAAGCCUAAAAAGGCCCCUGCAAAGAAGGGAGAGAAGGUACCGAAAGGGGAAAAGGGGAAAGCUGAUGCUGGCAAGGAUGGGAAUAAUCCUGCAGAAAAUGGAGACGCCAAAACAGACCAGGCACAGAAAGCUGAAGGUGCUGGAGAUGCCAAGUGAAGUGUGUGCAUUUUUGAUAACUGUGUAUUUCUGGUGACUGUACAGUUUGAAAUACUAUUUUU